[Torrubiella] hemipterigena is the source of this 456-nucleotide messenger RNA. NCBI's taxonomy places the organism in Eukaryota, Fungi, Ascomycota, Sordariomycetes, Hypocreales, Clavicipitaceae. The record is from the annotation of a GenBank genome assembly.
AUGGCUGGUGGUGUUACCGUUCGCGAUGUUGAUGCGCACAAGUUCAUCAAGGCCUACGCUGCCUUCUUGAAGCGUCAGGGCAAGCUCCCCAUUCCUGGCUGGGUUGAUACCGUCAAGACUGGUAUCUCCAGAGAGCUCCCUCCCCAGGACAUCGACUGGUACUACGUCCGUGCCGCCUCUGUUGCCCGUCACGUCUACCUCCGCAAGACCGUUGGUGUCGGCCGUCUCCGCAAGGCUCACGGUACCGCCAAGAACCGCGGCUCUCGCCCCUCUCACCACGUCGAUGCCUCCGGCUCCGUUGACCGCAAGGUCAUGCAGUCCCUCGAGAAGAUCGGUGUCCUCGAGCAGGAUGAGGAGAAGGGUGGCCGCCGCAUCACCCAGGCUGGCCAGCGUGAUUUGGACCGUAUCGCCCAGACCACCGCUGAGGCUGAGGAGGAGGAUGAGGAUGACGAGUAA